Rotaria sp. Silwood1 is the source of this 738-nucleotide messenger RNA. Lineage: Eukaryota; Metazoa; Rotifera; Eurotatoria; Philodinida; Philodinidae. The record is from the annotation of a GenBank genome assembly.
AUGAGCGUUAGUUCAUUCGAAAUUUUACCUGAUGAUAUUCUUUAUGAAAUUUUUGGUUAUUUAUCUCCAGUUGAUGUUCUUCGAUCAUUUUUUUUAAUGACUAAACGUUUAUCAAGUAUAAUAAUAAAUGAAUAUUUAUGGCACAUUCAUAUUGGUGAUUCAACAAUGUCGUUAUUGAUGUUCAAUGAUCAUUGCCAAAAUGUCUUGAAAUUAAUAGGAAAUCGCGUUGUCUCAUUACGUCUAAUAUUAACCAAUACUAUUGGUGGAUGGUCACUCAUUUCAUCUUCUCUUCGGUAUCAUCAGACAACAUUACUUCAACGUCUACAUCUGAUCGAUAUUCAACCACAUGAAUUUGAUAAAUUACUGCGUAAUCAUUUAAUAAAACAAUUACAUACGUUAUUGGUUGAUGUGGCACCAUCUAAUUCGUUCAACUCUAUUCAAGUUGAAGGAGUUUAUCUAGUUAACGUGUGUUUACAACUGCCUCUUCUAAGAAUUUGUCGACUUCCAUUUAAUCAUGAUAAUGGGAAUGUCAAUCAAAUAAAAAACUAUUCAUUAGGGUAUCAAAUGAUUUUAUCAAAUUUAUUGAAUGCAAAUCAUCUUCGUACAUUGACUAUUGGUAUACACACAUCAUGCUUUCUCGAACGUUUACUAUUAUGUAUACCAUUUAUUGAGAAUCUUUCUCUUGGUAUACAAGAUCAAUAUAUUAAUGAAAAUGUUGCACAUGAGAUAAUCUCGUAA